Molecule: messenger RNA, 718 nt
Organism: Rhineura floridana
Lineage: Eukaryota; Metazoa; Chordata; Lepidosauria; Squamata; Rhineuridae
Gene: LAGE3
Product: L antigen family member 3
Exons: 3
Coding region: 87-383 (98 amino acids)
Cellular component (GO): EKC/KEOPS complex
Source: RefSeq, a predicted model, not a curated record
CAAAGAAUCCACCCACGAGGGGGUGCGGCUUGUUUCGAGCCGCGCCUUUUUCGCCCACGUGGGUCGGAUUGGUGGUGCAGCAAGCAAUGGAAGUAGCCGCGGCCGCCGGAGGGACUGCUGCGCGCGGAUCGGGCCUCGCGUUUGAGCUGAGCAUCCCUUUUCCUUCUUCGUCACUGGCCCGGAUUGCGCUGGGCUCCCUGGCCCCUGACCCUGAGCCCCGCAAAGGAGGGAUCAGCAAGGAACUGAGUGUGACAGAGGACAUCUUGCAUGUGCAGUGGAGAGCAGAUGAGGCCCGGAUCCUGCGUGUGUCCAUCAGCUCCUUUCUGGAGCAUCUCUCCUUGGUAGUGGAAACUAUGGACCUGUUUGGGCCCCCUGUGUCUUGAUAGACUGUUGUGUCUGGGCAACAGGAAGCAAUGAUCUUUCCAAUAGGCUUUAUUGGACUCUGGACUUGCUGACUGGUUACUGAUGUCGGAGAAGACACUAAACAGUCCAUCUUUGGAGCCAAUAUUUUUUUUUACAUUGUUUUGUAGGAGGGGAGUGUUCUUUGCUCUCUGAUGCUCAGGGACAUUGAUGGAUCUUGGGUGCUGAGAAGCAGGCAAGGCUGGAACUGCCUUGAUAUAAGACAAAGUACACAAAAUCUGGUGCUCCAAUAAAUUAUCCAGUGCACUUUGUGGUCUGCAUGUGUUAACUGAUUAAAUAUGUUUGAGCUGGUUAACAA